CAACAUUUUAAUUUUUUAUAAGAUUCAGAAGCUAUGGAAAAUAAGUUAAAUUGUAGAAAAAACAUGCCAAAAGAAAAAUCAACGAGGGCGAAAAAGAAGAAGGGAGGUGAAGUUAUGAGAAAGGGGCGAACAAAUAAAAAUGUGGAAGGACCAGUUGAAUUUCAAGAGCAGACGACAAUGGAGACAUCAACAAAUAAUGGAUUUGAGGGAGAAUUGGAUGUAUCACCCAGAGAUGAACCAUCGGGAUUCCGCAUGGAGAAUUCCAGGGAAACCAUUCGAGAACAACAGGUAUGGGUAGUGGGCUCAUCAAUAGUCAAAAGAGCAUUUUUAGCAGCUAGAAUCAGACCAGAUGGAGUUAACUUGGGACUAAUGGAUAGAUUAAAUGUGUCUAUUUGGUGGCAAGGAAAAGGGGGUAUGGGCUGGUAUGAAAUGUACAACAAGAUCAAAACAUUGCUGAAAGUUGCUGACCCCCCUGAUUACAUUAUUCUACAUUGUGGUGGUAAUAAUAUUGGGUACACACCAAUCAAACAGCUUAUACAAGAUAUGAAAGGUACAAUUGACAAAAUUUGGAAACUUUUACCCAAUACAAAGCUUGUAUGGUCACAAAUAUUGCCUAAAAAGAACUGUUCAAUAACCGAUUCUGCAAGCAACACCAUGUCAUCAGCAUACAUCAAAAUAUAA
Molecule: messenger RNA, 681 nt
Organism: Ostrea edulis (European flat oyster)
Lineage: Eukaryota; Metazoa; Mollusca; Bivalvia; Ostreida; Ostreidae
Exons: 3
Coding region: 34-681 (215 amino acids)
Source: RefSeq, a predicted model, not a curated record